AUGAUGACACCUGCAGUCCCCAGAAGCCGGGCUUCAACGCUCCAAGGUGCCGAAGGAGGAGGGACCGAGCUCCAGAGCCAGCUUGAGCUGAUGACACAGAACACAUUGGACUCGAGGGAAAGAGAUAUCGGGGAUGAGUGCCAGACGAAGUUGGAGACCGCGCAUCGUAUUCGUCAAGCACUUCUAGAAAACCCUGGCCAUGUGAGAGACGACUUUAGGCGUAUGAACGGCUUUCAGUCUGUUAUCGCAGUUGUUGGUGAUAUAUCAAUGAGCUACAAGUACCACCAGGGUAUAGAACCGGGACAGCUCUCGGCAACUCUCAACCUCUUGCAGACUAUCCUCAGUAUACUCGCAGCUGCAUUGCAAGACCACAAGGGCAAUCAGAAGUACUUUCGUCUUCGCAUUGACGGUGGUGGAUGGCCGACCUUAAAGAAGCUUCUCUACCCGUCGCUUCUGAAAGAGAGCAAGGAAGGCAUGACGAUCCUUGCAGAUCGAGUAUUCGGGUGUCUUCUGGGCUGCGCGCUGGACGACGAAUCAAUGACCAGCUUCUAUUGUAAUCUGAGCCGACAAACGAUGAGCAUUGGCAGCGCUAGUGACCGGACCCCAGAUGUAGAUCCUGCGAACAAGGGAGAUCGAGUAACGGAGCAAGAUGCUUUGGAUCGCGCAUUUCUGAAGCAACAGAUCAGUGAGCUGACCAUUGUACACAAUCCAGAUGCGAUCUUGAUCAUGUUUGAGCUCUGGAAAGAUCUUGAAGAUCAAACCCAUCAAGACAAAAGCGCCCUAGAGACUGGUGCUGUCUCCUUGGGAGUGCUCAGUAGCAUCAAUCACUUGGCCGCUUUGAAUACCGCGAAUCUGACUGCACUCCAUGGUACAGGUCUACUAAGCAUAGUCCUCUCGGCCCUACUUGGUCUAUCGUCAAUGGGCCAUUCCUCUGUUCCUCAACUUCGCCUACUAGCUACUGCUCUCCUCAGUCUGGGCAUUGGCAAUCUAAACGAUGCCCAUUUCCUAUACCGGCAUGCAUGCUCGUCACCGCUCAUUGCAGACCUCCUCCUAUUGUCCCUAAAAGCUUCUCGUUCGCCUUCCUAUGUACACUUUGAUUUGUCCCUGCAUGGUUAUGCUUCGAUAGAGUUGCCAGGCAUUGGACGGACGUUCCCUCCGGCCUCGACAAGCGCCGGCUAUAGUUUAUCGCUCUGGUUCCAAAUAAUCCAUUUCGAUCAUGCUUCGCACACAACGAUCUUUGGAGCAUUUGAUGCAAGUCAGACGUGCUUCGUACUUGUCUACUUAGAAAAAGACACGCACAACUUGAUCUUCCAAACAUCUGUCACAUCCCCCAGACCUAGUGUGCGCUUCAAAUCAAUUGUCUUCAAAGAGCGACGUUGGUAUCAUAUUGUCAUUGCACAUCGACGUGCCAAAGGCACAUCUUCUUCCAGGGCUUCCCUCUUCAUUAAUGGCGAGUUCGUUGAGCAAGUCAAGUCACAAUAUCCUGAAACACCCCCAUCCGUCAAUAGUGGCAACGAAGCUAUUAGGUCUCCCUCUUCAAAUCGAAAUAAUAACGCGAUCCAAGCAUUCCUCGGGACGCCGCAGGACCUCGCCUCUCGUCUGGGCAAAGGACUAAUUUCCACACAAUGGCGGCUGGCGUCUGCAAAUCUUUUUGCUGAUGUGCUCAGUGACGAUCUCAUCGCUGUGUAUUAUGAACUUGGACCACGAUACAAUGGUAACUACCAGGAUUGCCUUGGGUCUUUCCAGACUUAUCGGGCUUCCGCUGUAUUAAAUCUGCGGAACGAGAGCCUCCAUCCUGGCAGGGAAGAGAGAUCAGAUAUCAUCUCCGCAAUAAGGUCCAAGGCUGGUAUGCUUCUUCCAGAAUCGAAGAUCCUUCUCAACAUUUCGGCGUCAAUGGUGCUGGAUGACAAUGACCAGAACAACAUUGACGAAACUCGGCUCAUGAAGUAUGUUUCGAAGACAGCCGGGAAGAAUCUUCGUAAUGUUACACGAGGUGGGCGCAAUGCUCUGGCGAUCAAUGGAGCUAUCCCGUCCGUGAACGAGGCCUUGCUCCAUUCGUCUGGCUUCGCGGUACUCACCGGCGAUCCCACAAUAGUUGUGCCACAGUCCCUGGAUGACGCUGCAUGGCGAAUCGGAGGAUGUGCUGCUGUCGGUCUAGCUCUCCUUGAAUCGGCCAUUGCUUCUAAUGACGUGGUCAGAGCCUUGAACAUCCUUUUCGAAAACGUACAAGAGAAUUGGCGUAACAGCGAAGCUAUGGAACGAGAGAACGGUUUCGGGGUUCUGUCAGCUUUGCUCACGACCAAAUUAUGCCAAGGACAGUCCAAUGUCGCUACAGGGCUAGAAUCGCCCAGAGGUCUAUCGAAAAUUCAGCAGAGUGUUCCCAAUCUGUCCUUGACUGUCCUUGCAGAGAUACUGAAAUUCGUUGGCUAUCGGAUAGAUAAGCCCGAAGACUCGGUGAUUAACAAUCCAUUAGCGUAUCGUAUUCUGCUUGUCGACAUGGACUUCUGGCGCAGUGCAGAAUCUGCCGUGCAGAAACUUUACUAUGAGCAAUUCACAGUGUUUGGACUACACAGCAAGUUCCAUCUAUUCAACAACAAGCGCUUGCUGAGAAUGCGCAUCAUGAAGAAGUGGCUAGACGCUCUCAAAGGCGAAACGUUCACUAUAGAGACAUUCGGAUACUUCCUUGAAGCCUUCAAAUCUUUUCUCACCAGAAACCCCUCCGCGGACUCAAUGCGUUCUCUGGCAUUGUACAUCACUUAUGCUAUCCACAAGCCGAGGCAAACAGAAUCGUAUACAGCGCGAGGCAAGAAUAUCAAAUUGAACACGAAUGUCUCAUCUCGAAGACAAACAAUAUCGAACGCUUCCCCACGUUCAAUAAAGCAGCAGAAUGAAAUCGUUCAUCUUAGUCAAUUACAGAUUGCGUUGAAGAUGCUGGAGCUUUAUGCAGAUAUGUUGUGUCACAAAGAUGAAGCUGCCAAUAUCAAAAAAUUCGCCAGGACUGUGACGAACAAGGUGAACACUACUCCCGCAAUUGUUUCAACUUCUGCUUACGCUUGCCAGUGGCUUCUUCAUCUUCUCGCUGACGACGAAUCAACGGUAGUUGUGUUGUCAGCUAAAAUACUGGCUCGUCUUCUCGUGAUUAAUGGACCCAGCUAUGUGCAGAAGUUUGUCGACAAAACCGGAGGUAUCGUAAUUAUGCAACAUAGAUUCAGGCGCUGGUGGAGCGUUCCGGCCAUAUGGCCGAUCUGCUUUGCUGUCUUCUUCGGCCUAGAUCCUGCAAAUAUCGAAUUUUCCAAGACGUUUGACAUGUUCAGUCUACUAGAAACAUUUGCGCCUGACGGCCUAGCCCCUGUCGUCAAUCCAGCAAUGCUGCCGGUAAUUACUGCCAUGCUCGAGCAAGGUCUCAAGACUGUAACUAGGGAGCAAUUGGACCCCGACUCGCCAUUGACAGAGAAGAGCAAUGGGCAAAUGCCGACUUUUGCAAAAAGUCCAGCGACACCUACGCACGCAAGGCAGCGAUCUAUGACACUGAGCAUUGAGCCAUCAACCUCAACUACUGGUGAAUUUUCAGUCCACAAUCUGGCAGAGUCCGCGUCUACGUUACGAACCGUCAUUAGAUUCCUCGCCGACAUCCACACAAAAUCACAAGCUUUUCGAGACUUCACAGUUAGAUCCCCCUACGUACAAGAGCUGUUCUUCGUGCUCUUUCCAAUCGUAGUCAGCGCCAACACUGUCAGCCCAGAAAUGGAACUACAUUCCCGGGACUCUGCACUGACUUUCAACGGCAACGACGUGAUCAUGAGACCUUUGUCUGCAAACUCAAUGAAAGGAGUCCCAGUGGUAAGGACUGCUACAGUGGAACCUUCCCAGAGGCUCAAACCCUUAAGGAAUCAAGCACCCAAAAGAAUGUCAUCGUAUAUCCUUGUGACAUCAGACCUGUCAAAUCCGGGACCCUCAGCUUCCAAGCUACAACCAGUGAUUUCGCCUAGCAGAUUCAAGCCUGUGUCAAACCUCAGUAGCUCAAUCGUAGAAGAGCUCUUGGAGUUGACGAUCGCUGUCUUUUCCGAUCAGAUAUUCACAAGGAAGGACUUCCCAGGGCUGGGACUAUUCAUGAGAGUGCCGCCAGGAUUCCAGGAACACCAGGCCUACUUCGAAACAUUUAUCCUUCGUAACACCCUGUCACAUUUAGGGAAUACGAUCAAAUUGAGUCAGAAGCUCCUUUGGGAACCACGAGUUCUCACGAACAUAGCGCGUUUCGCUGCACAUCUGGGAGAAGCUAUCUACGAAGGCUGGUUCAUCAGCGGUGCGGAAGAUACCCUGGACUUCUUGGCCAACAUCUUAGAGUAUCUCCAGCUUCCAAACAUCUCCUCAAUCAAGGCCAUCAGACUGUGCAGUCAGAUCAUCACCAAUAUCAGAACCGUUCUGCUACGAGUAGUGCUUCUCCGGCUGUCCGAAUUAGAUGACGUGGCAUCGAGCAAUGUCACUGUUUCAUUCUUAAACAAGCUUGCCUAUUGGCAGACAGUUUUGAUACCAGCAGAAGAUCCGCAGGAUGGCUUCCUCAAGUUGCUAUGCUAUUUGGUCUACAAUAGAUUAAUUGGUACCAAUAACCAUGUGCGUAUGGCAGCUGCGAAUCUAUGGCGGAUGCUGCUCGUUCAGAAAAAUGGUCAGAUCUCUGCAAUCUUCCAACAGGCAAGCGCUGUGGGUAGCGACGCACUCACAAGAGGGUUCGAAAAGAUCAUGGAGCUUGACAAUGAAACAUUCCUUGGCUGGGUGGACGAUCAUCGCGAGGGUCUAGACAACGCCUUAUUUGCCGCGUUGUCAAAGUCGUGGGAAUCUUUCGUUGGCGAGGAGAAUCGCAGGACUGAGGACACAGCGAGGGCAAGAGUCAGCAAGAGGAGGGAGAAACUGAAGCUUUGGGCAUCAGAAAAUGCUUCAACCGAUGAGAUUCUCAGACAUCACGAGACGGGAACCGAUCACUGGCGAUCGAACAUCUACGCUGCGGAGCAUCUCAAGCGACAACGUGCUCUGCAAGACCAGCAAGACAGCCAAGUAUUCAAUGCAGCGAUAUGGGCAAAGAUGAACCUGGAGCUUCGCCGACCUUGCGGUGUCUUCGAUAGUAUGAUCAGUCCAAAAUGGCAGCUUGAUCAAACAGAAGGGCGGAACAGGAUGAGGAUGCGCUUCAUUACUGACAAAGACGCCCAUUUGCACGAUUAUCAACCGAAGCGGAGUCGGUCUCAGGGGUCUACAAAGCGCCGGCGCAGCAGUGUUGCCAGAACCCAGGCACUGGUCAGAGACAUUCCUCCGUUGCCAAAUCAAUCGCACACCCUAUCGAAUGCACUCGACGCACAGACUGGCCUAAUACACAACGCUGAGACUCCCGCCAAACCAUCAGACGACCAAGAGAAUGAAGUGGACGCCGAUGAUGGUUUUGAAAUGGUAGAUGAUCCGCGAGAUGGGUCGGAAGAUUAUGAGGAUAAGAACCGGAAGGUCAUGCGCAGUCUUCAGCGAGGCGAUCAAGUCGAACAGGUUCACAACGUAUCCAGGAUCGUUGGACUGGAGGCAGUGGAGGGCCUCCUCAUCCUUGGAAAAGGACACCUGUACCUGCUUGAUAAUCUUUUCCAACGUUCCGAUGGCGAGGUAGUGAAUGUCUGGCAGGCUCCCCGGGAAGAACGUGAUGCAUACGUGCAAAUGAUAUCAGGACGAGAGGCUGGUGAUGGCCCUACGCCAUCUAUGAAGACAGACUACGAAACGCGAAGCUGGCGCUGGGAGGAUGUUCUCAGCAUCUCUAAAAGACGCUUUCUUUUCCGUGAUGUAGCCAUAGAGGUCUUCUUCGUAGAUGGACGGAGCUAUUUGCUAACAACCAAUACUCCAAACCUACGGAAUGAGCUAUAUCAGAAGCUUCUUGGCAAGGCUACCCACGCUGCUGACCCUGCGAUUGGCGAGGACUCGUGGAGAAUCGAAUCGGUCAAGAACCAAGGCGAUGAGGUACAGACGUUUGGUUCCAGGUUCACAAGCGUUUUUGCUCAGAACAAUGCAAAUCCAGCGACUCGCAAAUGGAUGAGGGGUGAAAUCUCCAAUUUUCACUACCUCAUGCUCGUUAAUACUAUGGCCGGGCGUACCUUCAACGAUCUAACGCAAUAUCCAGUCUUCCCUUGGGUACUCGCAGAUUAUACAAGCGAGGAACUUGACCUUACCAAUACUCGCACUUUCCGUGAUCUGACCAAACCCAUGGGGUGCCAAGAUCCAGAGAGGCAAGCCGAAUUCAGAGACCGUUAUCAGUCUUUCGCGGAAAUGGGCGAUGAGAGAUCGCCACCCUUCCAUUAUGGCACUCACUAUUCCUCCGCAAUGAUCGUGACAUCGUAUCUCAUCCGCCUGCAGCCAUUUGUACACUCAUACCUUCUAUUGCAAGGUGGCAGCUUUGAUCAUCCAGAUCGAUUGUUCUACUCGAUGGAAAGAGCCUGGUCCUCAGCCUCACGGGAGAACAUGACCGAUGUUAGAGAGUUGAUUCCCGAAUUUUUCUAUCUGCCUGAGUUCUUGCUGAACCACAACAAUUACGACUUUGGCUCUCGCCAGGGUGGUGCUGCAAUUGACAUUGUAGAGCUCCCGCCUUGGGCUAAAGGUGAUCCGAAGAUAUUUAUUGCGAAGCACCGAGAAGCUUUAGAAAGCGAGCAUGUAAGUCGGCAUCUGCAUCAAUGGAUUGACCUGGUCUUUGGACAGAAGCAACGCGGGGAAGCUGCUCUAGAGGCAACGAAUGUGUUCCAACAUUUGUCUUAUCAUGGCGCCAAAGACCUUGACACCAUCGACGAUCCGGUGGAGAGGUUGGCGACCAUAGGCAUCAUCCACAACUUCGGUCAGACUCCACACCAAGUGUUUCAGCGGACUCAUCCAGCCCGGGAGGACUCGAAGUACAAGGUGAAGCGGUUGGAUACUGCAGCCGAGGGUCUGACUCGUCUGCCAUUUCCUCUAAUAGAAACUCAUGACCGUAUCGCGUACCUACAAUACUCGUCGAAGCACGAGAGGCUCAUUAGCUCAGCACCUUUCCGGCUCAACAUUGGCCCAGCUUAUGAAAAGUACAUGGAAUGGGGUUUCAUUGACGGAAGCGUCAGAUUCUAUGCUGCUGACACGAAAAAGCUCGUCGGCCUGUCCGAGCACGUCCAUCAAGGACAGCUGACGUUCGUGCUGUUUGGAGAUUCCAAGACCCUAGUGACGGCAGGUUCAGACUGUACAAUAUCUGUCUGGACACUGCUUAUCACUCCCAAUUCUGUUGACCUCCAGCCAAAGAUUACGUUGUUUGGACAUCGGUCUGCUGUCACGACAUUAGCAGUGUCACGUUCUUUCAGUGCUUUGCUCUCUGCUUCUUCGGAUGGCCAAGUGUUGCUUUGGGACCUCAAUCGCCUGGAGCUUGUCCGCAGAUUAACGACGGGCAAGCCAGUCGAGUGUGCUUGUAUCAACGAUGUAACAGGCGUCAUCAUGCUUUGCCGAGGGCCAGAAGUAUCAUUGUGGACACUCAAUGGCGAUCCUAUACUGGAGCAAAACAUCUACGUUGAAGGCGACGACACCAUCUCCUCUUGUGCUUUUUAUGAAGGAUCUGGGAAUGAGUACCUUGAGCGCAACCUCAUCUUUACAGGUCAUAAGAAAGGGGUCGUGAAUGUGUGGGCAAUUGCCAUUUCCAGCGGUGCUUUCAUUCUCGAACAUGUGAAGCGCAUGCAUCAUUUGGACCACGCGGGCUACAACAUUGGCACAACUAUCACUUCAAUUUUGCCGAUGGCGCAAAAGGUGUACACAGGAGAUGACGAUGGACGAGUGUAUGAAUGGGACUGCAUUCAGAGACAGUGA
Molecule: messenger RNA, 7836 nt
Organism: Letharia columbiana
Lineage: Eukaryota; Fungi; Ascomycota; Lecanoromycetes; Lecanorales; Parmeliaceae
Exons: 7
Coding region: 1-7836 (2611 amino acids)
Molecular function (GO): protein binding
Source: RefSeq, a predicted model, not a curated record